Molecule: messenger RNA, 1778 nt
Organism: Micropterus dolomieu (smallmouth bass)
Lineage: Eukaryota; Metazoa; Chordata; Actinopteri; Centrarchiformes; Centrarchidae
Gene: slc22a13b
Product: solute carrier family 22 member 13b
Exons: 10
Coding region: 1-1608 (535 amino acids)
Biological process (GO): transmembrane transport
Cellular component (GO): membrane
Molecular function (GO): transmembrane transporter activity
Source: RefSeq, a predicted model, not a curated record
AUGAGCAACUUUGGGCAGAUCCUGAAGGAGAUUGGGGAGUUUGGUUUAUUUCAGAAACGUUUAGUGGCCGCAUUAUGCAUCCCCUCCAUGUUUACAGCCUUUGAUGUGAUUAGCCAGGUGUUUAUAGGCAUGAACUUCCCGCAUCACUGUAACACUAACUGGAUUUUGGAUCUUGGGCCCAACCUGACAGAUGAGAGACAAAGAAAUCUCACCCUCCCAGUGAACAAGGAUGGAAGUUUUGAAAGCUGUCAAAUGUUCACACCUGUGAAUUUGGAUUUGGAAACCAUUGAAGCAUAUGGGAUAAACGAUACAACUGGAUGCAUUAAUGGGUCAGUUUUUGAGGCACCGAAAGGUGCCUCCAGCAUUGUGACAGAGUUCGACCUGGUGUGUGACAGGAGCAGUUUGAUUGAGGCAUCGCAGUCCAUCUACAUGGCCGGUCUUCUGGUUGGAGCGCUGGUGUUGGGGCAGAUGGCUGACAGGUUCGGUCGACGCUUCGUGGUCCUGCUUUCACUCUUUCUCCUGCUGUUGUUUGGUGUCGGUGCUGCUUUCUCACCCAACAUCUAUGUUUACAUGGCAAUCAAAUUUUUAGGUGGCAUCUCCAUUUCAGGCAUUAUUGCUAAUGCAUUUGUGAUAGGUGGAGAGUGGAGUGAUUCGUCCAAGUUUGCUUUGUGCACCAUUAUCAGCCACUCUUUUUUCCCUCUUGGACUGAUGGUGUUGUCUGGCUAUGCCUAUUUGAUCCGCAACUGGAGGAUCCUGCAGCUGGUGCUCUUCAGCCCUCUUGCCCUUGUUCUGGGAAUCUUUUACUGGAUUCUUCCAGAGUCAGCUCGCUGGCUCAUCACCCAGGGCAGGAAGACGGAGGCCAUAAAGGAGAUCCGGAGGGCAGCCAAGGUGAACGGAAGGAAGAGCCCGGAAGAUCUGCUUGACAAGCUGGAGGUCGAGGAUACUUCCAAAAGAGGAAGCAUGCUGGACAUCUUUAGGAUAUCAUAUCUGAGAAAACGUGCUCUCAUAAUGAGCUACGUCUGGUUUGCAACAAGUCUGAUGUACUAUGGACUAAGCCUGAAUGUUGGCAAUUUCGGUCUGGAUAUCUACCUCACACAGUUCAUCUUUGGCGUAGUAGAACUCCCUGCACGUCUGGGAAGUUUGCCUCUCAUCCAGCACUUCGGCAGGAAAAUCAUUCUAGCAGGGGUCCUGUUGUUUGGAGGAUGUGCUUGUCUUGGGAUACUUGUCAUUCCAAGAGAUCUUCCUGUAGGGGUAACAGUCAUAGCUGUACUGGGAAAAUUUGCAGCCACUGCCAGUUUCUCCAUAAUCUAUGUUUAUACGGCAGAACUAUACCCGACCAAUCUAAGGCAGAAUGGUAUAGGUCUAAACGGCAUGUGCGCCCGUGUGGCGGGCAUCCUCGCUCCACUGAUUAGGCUCCUGGACGUCUACCAUUUCACCAUCCCCAUGCUGAUAUAUGGCAUCAUCCCAAUUGCUGCUGCAGGUUUCUGUUUAUUACUGCCUGAAACCUGUAAUGCUGAACUCCAAGACCAUGCUGAACUCACAAACCCAGAGAAUAAGACUGUUGAGAUGGGAUCCUUGUCUAACUCAGAAAAGAUCACAAAAAUGUAAUUUAUAUGGAUCUAGCUUUUUUCUAGUGUUUCUUUUUUCAUAUCAGAGAAAAAUUGUUUGCCUAUUCUCAACUGAUAAUUGGCAGCAAGAAUUUAUCAGAAUGCUGUUACCUAAAUGCAAAGAUUCAGCUGAAUCAUGUUUAACUUGUAAAUUAUUAAACUUAAUUUUUA